CAACUAAUAAUGGUGCACUGACUUUACCAUUAUGUACUAGUAUUUAAUAGACUACUACAUGAACUGUAUUUUGAAGAUAAUUGAAAAUUGAUUUUCGCUGAUCAAGAACGACAUCUUGCAUUUCAGGUAUUGACUCGGACGUGAGCAUCAGAGUUAAUGCGGUAUCGCUGCGUCUAAGUCGGUUCGAUAGACGGACGUUAUUGCAUUCGAGCAAGAGAUCCAUCUAAACAUAAAAUAACCUGGAGCUGAAAUGACGGAUCAUCUGAAUAUGAAGACCUAGUUACAGGUCCGAAGCACACGACUUGUGGCAUCUAUCAUAAAUCAUACAUCAUGUAUGCCAAGAACCAAAUUAAACAAAAUAUCGAGCGUGGGCAUCUUCUGGAUAUGAAAAUGUGAUAUACAUUCUGGAGUAACAGCAUUGAAAAAGGAUCCACCAAACAUGUGCAAGUAGUCUAAUCAUUUAUAAGUGUGCUAAGGCGACCUGGCAUUCGCCCAGUUGAACGUGAUCAAGAUUUUACAGUACAGACAAAAAUACAGAAAAGCCUUCAUUACUGAUUUGAAUCUUGAGCACGAGCCUAGGCACGAGACGGCAGACCGUAGUUGGAAAAAAAAUCGAGGUCAACUGUAUGAGCAAGGAGCAAUCUGCGACAAAGACAAUAUUCAUGGUUGACAUUUUAAAAGCUUACCGUUCAAAGCGGUAAAAUCAUAUAUAAAAAGGUACCAAACAUUUGACAUUCACAAAUAUUGGACUUAAAGGUUCAGUAGUUAAUCAUAAAGAAAAGGCGAGCGACGAAUGACAAAGACCUCUUGUGUGUAGGAGAUGCAUAUGUCAAACAAAGAGCAACUUGAAUACUGCAUUUGAAGUGAUGGCGCUUAAUACUACCUUCGACAGUUGGCCAGCGAUGGAUAGUACCAACACAACCACCCCAACACCUAACUGUACACUAUGUAACGGGACCCUUCCAACUUUUGACCCGUUCGAAAACCUCAGUCUUCUGCCUUUCUACAUUUUCUUCUCUCUGAUAGCGUUGGCAGGGCUAGUUGGUAACCUACUGAUCAUCAUCGUCAUCUUAUCCCAACACAAGUCUAAGAGCGCUGCCUAUAUCUUCAUACUAAAUCUCGCUAUGGCGGACUUUCUGAUGUUAACCAUGGUACCAUUCCGUGUUACCACUUACAUCAUCAACCAUGCCUGGAUAUUUGGACACGCCAUGUGCCAGGUGUACUUCCUAGUUGUUGGUAUGAACAUGUUCAACGUGGUGUUUAUCCUAAUGGCUAUGAGUGUGGAUCGGUACUUCUCCGUCUCCCAGCCGUUUAGAUCGCUGGAUUGGAAGACAAGAAGGAAAGCGAAGUUUCUCUGCUUUUUUCUGUGGAUAUUCGCAGCUGUCAACGACGCCCCCUACGUUAUAUUCGCAGAACUGCAACAACCAUCACCAGGGUGGGACGUUUGCGGUUACGCGUUCCCGGGGCUCGGGGAUGACGCGGACUUUUGGAACCGCGUGUCUGAAAUUUACGUCACGAUUAUAUCCUUCAUCAUCCCCCUGCCGGUCAUCGCUGUGACGCACGUCUGCAUCAUCUGGCACAUGCGCACUAACCAGCCACAGGGCAAGAUCUCGCGACGGCAGUGCGAGAACGGGAAUCGGCGAGAACUGGACAAGACCACGAAGAUGGUGACGGCUGUGGUGGCAGUGUUUCUCAUCUGUUGGUUACCGAAGAACAUCGUGUACUUGGCCUACAGGUUCGGCCUGUUCGAUGUCCCGGAUGAGGUGACCAUCGCGGUGGAGCUGCUGCUGAUCGCCAACAGUGCCAUCAACCCCUACCUGUACACAAUCUUCGGGGAGCAGUUCAGGGACAGUCUUAGGGACAUGUGCUGUGGGAAAAGGAAACAGAUGGUACGUUCUACGCCCCCUGCUGCCCGGGAAGACAACAUACAUGUAGUAGAGUUAACUUCACAUGUGUAAUCAAGUUUUAUACAUUAUACAUCUAUAUUGGAAAACGGUUCAUUCUUGAUAAGGAGAUCAUCGUAUCAUUAGCGCUACUUGGUUGCAAAGUGGAUAAUACGAAGAGUGGAAAACUAUCUCUUUUGUCAGUUUGAAUGUACGUACAUGAUAGAUUUUUCAUUCCACCCUUGCUCCUCGGAAGACAACAUA
Branchiostoma floridae (Florida lancelet) is the source of this 2147-nucleotide messenger RNA. Its product is annotated as somatostatin receptor type 5-like. The transcript is spliced from 3 exons. NCBI's taxonomy places the organism in Eukaryota, Metazoa, Chordata, Leptocardii, Amphioxiformes, Branchiostomatidae. Gene Ontology annotation, biological process: neuropeptide signaling pathway. The record is from RefSeq and is a predicted model, not a curated record. Gene Ontology annotation, cellular component: neuron projection; membrane. The coding region runs from base 867 to 1958 and encodes 363 amino acids. Gene Ontology annotation, molecular function: G protein-coupled receptor activity; neuropeptide binding.